AUGCAAACGGGACUCGCCUUGCUUGAGGACUGUCCGCCGGGCAUGCUGGACACCUACAGGACUUCCGCGACGAGCAUCUCAGAGCGCACGGUGUUUGUCUCCGCCCCCUCUCAGUUCAUUUACCGCACGGUGCUGGCGCCCUGCCUCCCGUUUGCGGGACACUUUGUCGCCUACGCGGUGUUGCCUGAGCACAUUGAGCUGCAGUUGGCCCUGCCGCAAGGGGUGGCCUACCGCCGCCCGCAACGGCGACACGAACAUGGGGACUUGCUCGAGAUCUUUAGAGUCGCGCGCUGCGCUUGGCCCUUGAUCUUUUAUAUGGAACACAGACUGCCGUUUCCACCAGCUGCGCUCGCGGCGGUUGCGCCACCACCGCAACCACGGCCACGGCAACCUCCCCACAGGGACGGAACGGCUCUUGUGCAGAUUCCUGACCUUCGAGGCAAGCAGCACAGACGCUGUGAACAGCUCCAAAAGCUACACCCGACGGUCUCCUGUCCCUGCCACGAGGGCACUUUCCAGUGUGGCGAAGGCCAGCAUACCGAGCGGCGAGCUGCUGUUGAGAGAGAGGAGAGGCCAAGUUCCUCACUGCCGAGACAACCUGCACCCAGCAAGGACGAUGGCCUGCAGAAACUUACUGGGCCAGGUAUGGCAGUUAGCAUACCUACUCCGGGCCGGGUGCAACUCUUGGGAGCAGAGUUUCCCCUGUACCAACGGCCCUGGGUCCUAGCGGAGGCUGUCGCUCCUUUCUGUCGCGGCCGCUUCCAGAAGGACAUCAAAGGCAUCUCCAUGCACCCAACAGCCGCCGCUCUGUUACAGGACCUUCCGCUCCUAAGGCAAGACCACACAGUUGAGGCAACCAUGCUCUAUGUUGACGGUUCUUUUGACCCAUCCAGCAGCAGAGGAGCUUGGGCCGUAGCUGUGUUAGCACUCGCAGAGGGUCAGUGGCGCUGGGCAGGUUUUCUGGCUGGUCGCUCCGGCCCGCGCACACAUAUGUCUAAUGCCUUCGAUGCGGAAGUCUAUGCUCAGCUGGUUGCACACCUUGUCUGCGUUGCCAACCAUUGGAAGCAGGCCGUCAUCUGUUAUGAUGCCACCUCGGCUGCGCAGGUUACCUCGGCUCAGGCAGCGGGCAAAGACAUUGGUGUUCUGCAACGAGCCGCGGCAGCCAGCAGACUGCAUGCCCUUCUGCAAGGCUGCGCACCAGGCCUCACGCACACAAAGAGCCAUGAAGGUAAUCCGGGCAAUGAGCUAGCUGACUCCCUGGCUACUUGGGCCCCGGGCCAGCCAUCCAGCGAUCUAGACGACCACAUAGCAGAUUUGAUCCGGGAGCGCAUCAUGGACUGGCUUUGGCUAUUGCAGCCCGCCUUUGCCCCUGCUAGCUGGCCGACGCUCGAUGCCUCCGGCACCACGAAGCGGACACAGAGGCAGCAGGAGUACGCCUUGCCGCAAGCUCCGGCUGCUUGGAGUCCGCCCCACACUGCCACCAAGACUAGGGCUGCCAGCAUACCCUGGAAGGUAUGCACCUAUAAUACACUCUCUGCCCGGUCAGCACUGCAGCGGCACAGUCUGCAGACCUUCAUGCGCAGCCAGGGCCUGGAAAUCCUAGCUCUUCAGGAAACGAGAGAGUCUCCUGACCCAGUUAGGAUUGUCGACGGAAUCUAUCGAUUCGCCAGCGCUGCACCGGCAGGUCAAUGUGGCUGCCAGAUCUGGGUUGAUACUAGAUGCCACUCGGGCAAAUGGGACCUGCGUUCAUUUGCCAUUGUGCACAGCCAUCCAAGAUUGCUGGCCAUCACAGCUGUGUAUGCAGGACAGCGGGUCGCUCUGCUCUCCGGGCACGCACGCACAUCCGUCUCAACACAGGAAGAAAUUCAUGAGUGGUGGCAAUUGUUGCACAGUGUGCUCAGAGCCAUGCCAAGGGGGCACAUCCCUGUCAUCUGUGCCGAUACCAAUGCCCGUUGGCAGGGCGCCACGGCCUGCAACUGCAAUGCAUACCAUAUGGAGGAAUUCCUCCAGCAUCAUGACUUGGCCUCCUCCGGCACUGUGGAUUAUCAAGGGAGGCCCGUCACCACCUGGCGGUCCCCCAAUGGCAAGCCAGCUUGUUUGGAUUUUGUCAUGUUCCCUCGCAGCUGGCAGCCCUCUGUCAGCAAUCUGGGUACAGUUGACAUCCUCGACGAGCAUGCUGGCAUCGACCACCAGCCCUUACUGAUACAUAUGAAGCUGUGCUUCGAAGAGCACACCGCCCACAAAACUCAGCGUUUUGAUGUACAUGCCAUGCACACCGCAGAAGGCAAGCAGUGCAUCCAGGAGAUUUUCCGUGGGGCGCCGCAGCCUAGCUGGGAAGUCGGCGUCGAUGAGCAUCUUGCCACCCUCAAUGCCUAUUUCCAGUGCGAGCUUGGCAAACGCUUCAAGACGCCUCACAAGAAGCCGCGCAAUCCGGUCAUCUCCGCUACCACUUGGCAGUUGCUACAAUGCAAGAGGCAAAUGAGGCGAGCCCACCAAGGGCGGACGGCGUCGCAACAGUACUCCUUGCUGCGAUCGACCUUCCGGGCCUGGCGUGACCAGGGCAAUCCCGUCAAGACUCGGGCUCAUGCCAAAGCUUUCCGCCAAGAGGUGGUGCACCGUAUGGCCAAGGACACAUGCUACUGCCUUACCAUUCGCAGGCUCAGCAAGCUGGCUAAGCGUAGCACCAAGCAGGAUGAGGCGCAGUAUACUAGACAUGCGUUCCAAGAGGCCCACCAAGACGGGCCCGUGCGCCUGGCGCAUCUGAUAAGGGCCGUCUUGAAAACAGGUCGCAGAUACCAGGCUCCCAGGCUAGCCAUCACACUCCGACAGGAAGGCGAGCUCAUCACGGACAGGGCGGAAGUCCUCCGUCGGAUGGGGCAGCACUUUGCCCAGGCGGAAAUGGCUGACUCCCUCUCUUUUGCGAGUCUCCGCGAUCAGUCCGAGAGCCCCGAUGCAGGUCACCUCGAAGCCAGCUCCAUGCCUUCAGUCGGUGACCUGGCGCAUGGAUUCGCAUCCCUCAAACCAAGGAAGGCACCAGGCCUCUCGGGCUUGCCAGGCGAUUUUUACCGGGCCUCGCCAAGCCUCGCUGCCGCCACACACUAUCCCUUAGUGCUGAAGAUGGCCGCGAGGGGCCAAUCCCCGCUCUUAUGGUCAGGCUCUUUGUCUGUCCCCUUGGCGAAACCAAUGAAGUGCCCCCUCACGCCAGCGGGGUACAGAGCCAUCGCCUUAUUAGAAGCGGCGGCGAAAGCCACAGGUAAAGCCAUGCGACAAAGCCUACUGCAAGGUCUAGAAAAUAUUGUGCAGCCAGGCACAGCAGGAGCGCGCAGAGCAGUGCCGAUGGAGGUUCCUGCGAUGACUGGGCAAGCCUACUUGGACUUCUUGAAAAGCAGCGCUCAAACCGGAGCCCUCCUGUAUGUGGAUGGGGUUAGUGCCUUUUACUCCACUAAUCGCCACAUCCUUUGCCAAGGCAGUGAAGCGGACCGCAUCCAAUGGGUCCAGGGUUUGCCGAUUGAGGACAGCAUCAAGCAAGCCUACCGAGAGAUAACCUUGGACAGGACGGCACUAGACAGGGCCGAACUAGACAAGAUCAUUCAAAGGUUAGUCCACGCCAACUUUGAAUGCACGUGGUUCACGACGUUGCCGGAUGACCCACAAGUACACCGCACCCGGGCGGGCACUGUGCCAGGGGCUCCCUUGGCGGACUUGCUCUUUCAACUUGCUAUAGCGGCCAGUUACCAGUGCAUGCGCGACUGCCUCCGUGCGGAAGGCCUGCUGGUCACUGUCCAGGGCACGGAGGCGGUCCUCCUCACGUGGCUUGAUGACUUUGCAGCCCCAGUUGGAGCCUGCAAACCGAGCGACCUCCCACACCGCCUGUCGCGUACUGCAAGUAUCACAGCUCAGGCCCUUAGCACCUCUGGCAUUGCCAUGAAUUUUGCGCCUGGCAAAUCCGAGGCAAUUGUCAUUGUGCAAGGCAGCGGCGCGCAGAAGGUCCGCACCGAGUUGUUUGUUACAGGACAAGGUACGAUACCUGUUGACAUGCCCAAUAGCCCACAAGCUCAGCUUGUAUGUACCGAGCAUUAUGUCCACCUUGGCACAAAACGCACCCCUGAGUGCUCAGCGGUCCCAGACAUACAACGCCGGCAGGCAGCAGCUAAUGUCGUUUGUACCAAAGUAUGCACUCGGCUUUUACGCAACCCCGUGCUCACCAGGACGGAGAAGUGCCACUACUACUUCUCGCUGGUGCUGAACCGCUUUCUGCAUGGACUAGCCACUUGGCCCAUGUCAACACGCAAAGAGCGAGAAUGCUACCGAGCAGCAUACCUCGGUUUCCUGCGCAGGGCUGUCAAGCCCUUGCAUGGCUACCACUGCUGGCGCAUGACGGACCAACAUGUCUGCAUAGCGAUUGGAGCCUUGCUGCCGGAAGAGGCACUGCACGUUGGCCGCAUUCGCAUCCUUUCGCAGAUCGCUGCGCAUGGGACAACUUUCCUGGGUGAGCUUUUGGCAGCGUCACAGUCCUGGCUGCACCAGGCCCAAACAGCUGUUCAUUGGGCUGUGCAAUUGGUGCCCACUGCGCGUUUGUCAGAGUGGUUGCAACAGACCCCGCAGGGCCGCGAUCUUUUGUCCUGGCCCCUGGACGCAGCCGGUACCCGCAGUUUUCUGAAACGGGUCCGCACCAAAGCAGUCCAAUCUAGAGCACAUCUCGAGCCUCUGGUAGCGACUCGGGCCAAAGCUCUUCACAAGGCAGAGGCACAGGGCAUGCUCGUUGUCAAGCUCCUCACAGGAGCAGCGACACACCGAUGCGCUCAAUGUGGGCAACUCUGCUCUACGCCGUCGGCCCUGGCAGCCCACUGCGAAAAGGUCCACGGCAGGCGUGCGCCCUGUCGUAGCGCCAUUGGGACGUCUUGCCAGGCCUGUUCCCAAGAGUUCUGGUCGACGACUCGUUUGCGUGAACACCUGCGUCGAGCGCGGUGUUGCAGUGCUACAUAUGUCGGCGCAGAUCUCGAUCCUCAGCCGGACGAGGAGCUGGGUACCAAACAAUGCCCAGUGCAGCCGUUUCAUGGCCCUCGCCCAUUCUGGGCAACGCUCCGCCCUGCGCCAGAGCAGGCUAAUACCACGACUCCCUCAUUCGCCGCAGGUUCCCUGAUACAACUGUUGACAACGGUCCACGAAGUGGCGGAUCUUCCAUCGCUUCUCAAGCGGUGGUGGCAGGUUACUGAUAGCGAUGAGGUUGAGGCGACCCGGUCCCAGGUGAUUUCGCUCCCUAGGGAUUCGAUGUCCCCGGCGUGCAAAUUUGCCGCCGAGUGGAUACAAUUUUGCUCCGCGACCACGUGGGUGUCGCCUUUUUCGGCAGAGGGACUAACUGCAGUACGGAGCUCUGAUAAGUUGAUGAUUGCUGAAGACAGCGUCAUCCAGGAGCUGCGCAGUUCAGUCGCCGAUGCCCUACUGUUUGCAUGA
This is a messenger RNA of Symbiodinium sp. CCMP2592, 5454 nucleotides long. NCBI's taxonomy places the organism in Eukaryota, Dinophyceae, Suessiales, Symbiodiniaceae. The record is from the annotation of a GenBank genome assembly.